Molecule: messenger RNA, 4065 nt
Organism: Hirundo rustica (Barn swallow)
Lineage: Eukaryota; Metazoa; Chordata; Aves; Passeriformes; Hirundinidae
Gene: DCBLD1
Product: discoidin, CUB and LCCL domain containing 1
Exons: 15
Coding region: 146-2158 (670 amino acids)
Source: RefSeq, a predicted model, not a curated record
GCCCCGCCCGUGUCACACCCUGCGGCGCCCCUUCCCGCCGUGGCAGCGGGAGCGACGCCUGGGAAUUAGCCUGCAAACGGCAAAACAAUCCUUUUUGCUCAAGAACAUACGCGUAUACGCGGGGGAUGGAUGUGGGCACACAGUGAUGUAUCAAGACAGUGGGACGCUGGCAUCCAAGAACUAUCCUGGGACGUACCCGAACUACACUCUGUGUGAAAAGAAAAUCCAAGUGCCUCCAGGAAAACGCCUGAUCUUGAAAAUUGGAGACUUGGAUAUUGAAUCACAGAAAUGCGAGUCCAGCUACCUUACCAUCCAGAGCUCUUCAACAUUGCAUGGGCCGUACUGUGGUAACGUGAUGCCUGUCCCCAAAGAAAUCAUUCUAGAUAGCAAUGAGGCAACUAUUCACUUUGAGAGCGGGUCCCACGUGUCAGGACGAGGCUUUCUGUUGUCCUAUGCCAGCAGUGAUCAUCCAGAUCUAAUCACCUGUUUGGAACGAGCAAACCACUACACAAAGGCUGAAUUCAGCAGAUACUGUCCUGCUGGCUGCAGAGACAUAGCAGGUGACAUUUCUGGGAAUAUUGGAGAAGGAUACAGAGAUACGUCUCUGCUGUGCAAAGCUGCGAUCCACGCCGGCGUGGUGGCGGACGAGCUGGGCGGGCAGAUCAGCGUCACCCAGCACAAGGGCAUCAGCCGCUACGAGGGCGGCGUCGCCAACGGCGUCCCCUCGCUCGAUGGUUCUCUAUCAGAUAAGCGGUUUACAUUUACUUCAAAUGGCUGCAACAAAUCUCUCAGUCUGGAAGAGGGAUUCCUCUCCAAGAGCCAGGUUACUGCAUCUUCCUACUGGGAGGAGACCAAUGAGUUUGGGCAGCUACUCCUGUGGUCCCCAGACAGGGCUUGGCUACAAGUCCCGGGAUGGUCUUGGGCCUCUAACCACAGCAGCAACCGUGAAUGGCUGGAGAUAGACCUGGGAGAGAAGAAGAGAAUAACAGGGAUUAAGACCACUGGUUCUGGAUCCACAAAUUUCAACUUUUACGUGAAGACAUUUACAAUGAACUAUAAAAAUAACAACUCAAAAUGGAGAACUUACAAAGGGAUUCUGAGCAAUGAAGAAAAGGUAUUCCAAGGCAACUCCAACUCUGGGGACGUAGUGCGCAAUAACUUCAUCCCUCCAAUAGUGGCCCGUUACGUGCGGAUCAUCCCUCAGACUUGGAACCAAAGAAUAGCACUGAAGGUGGAGCUGAUGGGCUGUCGAAUAAUGCCAGCUAACAGUUCCUUUACGCAUUCAAUGUGGCAGAAACCGAGUCAGAGCACGGAAACCUCCCUCGGGAAAGAGGACAGGACUGUUACAGAGCCCAUCCCCUCUGAAGAAACUAACUUGGGUUUAAAGCUUACAGCUAUAAUCGUCCCCAUCUUCAUCGUGCUGCUUCUGUUCUUGUUCUCUGCAGUUUGUAUCUGUGCAGCCCUACGCAAGCGAGAAGCCAAAGGACUUUCCUAUGGAUUAUCCAGUACUCAGAAAUCAGGUUGCUGGAAACAAAUCAAGCAGCCCUUUACCAGACAUCAGUCAACUGAAUUUACCAUCAGCUAUAACAACGAGAAGGAGACACCACAAAAGCUGGAUCUGGUCACCAGUGACAUGGCAGAUUAUCAGCAGCCUCUCAUGAUUGGGACUGGGACGGUAACACGUAAAGGAUCUACUUUUCGCCCCAUGGACACCAAAGAGGAGGGAAGAAGGGGGAGUUCUGAAUUCAAAAAUCACUAUCACUGCCCUCACAGAGCUAACAGACACGAAUACGCUCUGCCCCUGACCAGCCAAGAGCCCGAGUACGCCACCCCCAUCAUAGAGCGGCACAUAGCAAGAGAAAGUAAUUUCCCCUCUGAGAACGGCUACAACGUCCCUGUCGCCUCAUCUCAGAUACAUUCCCUCACUGCUGGCAGCUUCUCCGGUUCAUGUAAAACCGACACCAGGAACGGAGACUAUCAGACACCCCAGAGUGUCAUAAACUACGACAAACCCAAAGUUAAUGGUGUUCUGACCUCCGUGAGCCACAGCACAGACUACCAGAAGCCCCAGCACACUGCUCUCGGGGGCGAGGGUUACUCCACGCCCAGAGACUGCCUAAAGCCCAUAAGCCAGACAGCAAUGACAGCUCUCUUGUGAUUUGCCGAGCAGGAGCGGCACGGUGCGCAGGAACGUCACUGCACAGCUUUCUGAAGUGAAAACAGAGUUUGGAGGGGCUCUGCUGUGGGAGGCAGAAGGCAAACAAGCCCUGUGUACAUAAUAUUGCUGUCUUGCUGGGUUCUGACAUCUGAAGAAAGCAUAUGCUGUUUAUCACUGUUUAUAGCAAGAGAGAUGUUAUCAGUGAAGACUGUACAUCUUAUUUUCUGUAACUGAUCUCAGUGCUCCAUUUGCAAUGUGUGCAAUCUGUACAUAGCUUUUAUUUAAGAAGAAUUUCUUAGGUUUCCCUUUCACCUGGGGUUUUGAAAGGAUUGCAGGAAUGCCUAUUUAAGAAAAGCAGUCCUCUUUUUGUGUCUCUUACCUGCUGCUGUACUGGCAGCUGUAAAUGGUGUAUCUUAUGGUUGUGUUGAUUCAUCUCCUUUCCUAUGAUAACUGAAGAUAGGGCUGUAGUUCUCACUGGGAGGAUAGAAGUUAAACUACUUGCUGCAUAAUGUGCAUGAGAGAAGGCAGCUGAGUAUUUAAAUACUGUGCUCAAACACAACUUCCCAGCUGCUUUUUUAGCAGCAAUUCUCACAUGCUUGAAUUUGAUUAGGCAUACAAGCUGAGCCCUUCUAACUUGCAAUUCAUGUUAGAAAACAGGUAGAAAGGCUGAAACUGGUUUUGGGCUCAAGCCAUGGUUAUCACUCCACAACAGAAGAAAAAACAAAACAAAACAAAACAACAACAACAAAAGAACAAACAAACAAACAAACAAAAAACCAAACAAAAAAACCAACAAACAAAAAAACCCCACAACCAAACAAAACCAAACAACAUAUCCAAUACCAGUUAAUCUGGGGAAGUUCUUUUAAUUUUUUUUUUUUUUUUUUUGAAGUGUGUGUGUAACACAAAUGUGAAUUUACAGCUAAGAAUUCAGUGCUGUUCAAGCCCUAGCUGAUUCUUUUGCUGCUAAACUAUAAGGAAAUUUGUUCCUUGGCUCAUAGCAGCAAACUUCCUGAACUCUUCAUUUCUCCACUAGGUAUUUUUCUGUCUUACAAAUUUAGUGUAACAUUUCUGUUGGAAGUAUUGCAACUAACUAAAACAGAGUGUGUGUGGGGGUUACUGUUGCAGUUAAAUUUGCAAGACAGCAGAUCAGCACUGUUGUUUUCUAAUAGUUUUUCUUUUGCAGCUAACUUUGCAGUUCCAUUUUCAGACAAACUUGAAAAAGCUUGGGAUUGGGUGCAAUGUAUCGCACAGUAGCUGCCUCCUCUUCCAGCAGGGGCAGCUUUGGAGCAGAACAGCUUCUGGUCGUGGCUGGGACCGUCGGUCGUGGCUGGGACCGUCCACUGCCCUUCUACCUCCAGUGCUUGGGGCAUUUCUUUGAAUUCACACCCUUGUCCUGAAAUGUCAAGAAGCGAUGUACCUCUGUGAAGAGAGAAUGGUGCUAUACUCGAAGCACCAGGUUGGGAAACGAGACUAGUAAAACCUGAGCUCCGGGAAAGUCGCUCUUUGAAGGCCCUCCCUUCAUUUCCUUGUACAUAAACGGGAUGAUUUGCAAAGGACGCAACAAAGAUUGGUCGGUCUGUUUGCAGAGUGCUUUCAGAUCUCUGGUGCUGUCAGAGGACGGACUGGUUGCUGUGGUACUGCUCACAAAUACUGCUAACUCCAGCCAGAGCCGAACUUAGGGCAGGCUCGGAGCGGGUUCUUCGCAUCCCCUUGGUUUGCGGCCUCAGGCGGCGCCGUUCCCCCGCGCUGCCGCACCGUGCAUGCGAUUCCCGUGCAAAGAAGGAAGAGUCGAGGUAACCUCGCAGCCUUCCUGUGUUUGCUGUCAAUACAGUUUCUGUGAAAUGUCUAAAACACCUCAGGUCCUGAAGUGAAACAGCAGCAGCCUGUUUGUUAGACCGAGCCGG